Folsomia candida is the source of this 1312-nucleotide messenger RNA. Its product is annotated as ras-related protein Rap1. Gene Ontology annotation, biological process: negative regulation of synaptic vesicle exocytosis; Rap protein signal transduction; cellular response to cAMP. NCBI's taxonomy places the organism in Eukaryota, Metazoa, Arthropoda, Collembola, Entomobryomorpha, Isotomidae. Gene Ontology annotation, molecular function: GTP binding; GTPase activity; GDP binding. Gene Ontology annotation, cellular component: plasma membrane. The record is from RefSeq and is a predicted model, not a curated record. The transcript has 6 exons. The coding region runs from base 459 to 1016 and encodes 185 amino acids.
GGAGACGAUUUUAUAUGUUACACACAUUCUGUACUCUGUAAACCGUGUGUGUCGUGCACAUUUGUGUGCUCUCCGAAGCAUCAUCAUCGAGGAAACUAUAAUAAUUUGUGUAUUUAUCUCAUAGUUAACUAAUAAACUGCUCGCUGCAUAAAAGAGCUAUCUUUUGACGACGUCGUCGGAAGUUUAGUUCAGCUUGCACAAAUUUUGUCCAACCAACUGGUUCCACUACUGCGGCUGCUGGACAAACGCUGAAUCAACCGCACCGGAUGUCUUCUUCUUCUAGGAAUUAAGAUAUCAGCAACAACGCCAAGCAGGAGCCUGGUGACCUGGUGCAACGAAGUGAAGAUAUAAAUUAGCCUAGUUCCAUUCCACUUCCAACUAAUUACCUUUAUUCUUCGUCUUGCUGAUAUCAAUUAAACCGCAAGAAAGAAAUUGACCGUUAGACUGACUAAAGAAAUAUGAGGGAAUACAAGAUUGUCGUUUUAGGAAGUGGGGGUGUCGGCAAGUCUGCCCUUACUGUCCAAUUUGUUCAAGGAAUAUUCGUGGAAAAAUACGAUCCUACCAUCGAAGACAGUUACAGAAAGCAAGUUGAGGUGGAUGGUCAACAAUGCAUGCUAGAAAUUCUCGACACUGCCGGAACUGAACAAUUCACCGCCAUGAGGGACCUGUAUAUGAAGAAUGGCCAGGGUUUUGUCUUAGUUUAUUCAAUUACUGCCCAGUCCACAUUUAAUGACCUUCAAGAUCUAAGGGAGCAAAUUCUUAGAGUCAAGGAUACAGACAACGUCCCAAUGGUAUUAGUAGGUAAUAAAUGCGACUUGGAAGAUGAACGCGUCGUUGGCAAAGAUCAAGGGUCAACUCUAGCUCAUCAGUUUGGGUGCACGUUCCUGGAGACUUCCGCUAAGGCCAAAAUCAAUGUUAAUGAUAUAUUUUACGACUUAGUGCAACAAAUUAACAAGAUUUCUCCUGCGACGAAACAGAAAAAGCCGAAGUCGGGAAGCAAAUGUACCCUGCUGUAAGAAACCUAUUACUGAUUUUCCAUAUUUGCACUUUUUCAACCCUGUUUGUAUCCAUUAGACAAAUAAUAUAAAUUGUUUAUGAGAUAUAAUUACUAUAUGAUGCUUAUUAUAUUAUUAUUAUUAAAUAUUAUUAUUAUCAUAUAUUACUAAAUGUUAUGUUCAGUAUAUAGUUGCUCACAAUAAAGGACCUUGCGAGUAUUUAAUUUUAGAAUAGAAUUUGUAAGAGAAAGAGCCAGGCUAUACCCUACGUAAGUAAACUACUAGAACGUAAAUAAACGCUAUUCCAGUACAAUCAA